Fukomys damarensis (Damara mole-rat) is the source of this 1259-nucleotide messenger RNA. Its product is annotated as cell surface glycoprotein CD200 receptor 1. Gene Ontology annotation, biological process: regulation of neuroinflammatory response. Lineage: Eukaryota; Metazoa; Chordata; Mammalia; Rodentia; Bathyergidae. Gene Ontology annotation, cellular component: external side of plasma membrane. Bases 236 to 1213 code for a protein of 325 amino acids. Gene Ontology annotation, molecular function: signaling receptor activity. The transcript is spliced from 7 exons. The record is from RefSeq and is a predicted model, not a curated record.
AUAUUGCUGUGUCAAGUUUCAGUGAAGAGUUUCUUCUUUUCCAAAUUACUAAUCAGACUACAACAUGUCGCGUUGAAGGAAAAGACUAGGAGGAAAGGGGCGCCCUGCUGGCCACGAGCAAGAAAAUCCAGCACCAAGAAGUCUCAGGGAGAAAGCCUGGCCAUGCUCACAGCUGUUGCUGGACUUGUGAGGGGGGAAACACACUGAGUGAAGGGCAGAAGAGGAGAAAACAGAAAUGCUCUGCCCCUGGAGAACUUCUGACCUCGGGCUACUCCUGCUGCUCACCGUCUUCUCAGUGGCGGAUUCAGCUAAUUCAUGUGUGAAUGGAGAGCAGGUGAUAAAGAACAAUUCCUCCACCCUUACAGAAGUUCACUUUUUGGAGCAUGUACCCAUGGGCACAAGAUCUGUGCUCUGUUGCCCUCCUGUCCUACUGGAAAGUGUCGUGGUAAUAACAUGGAAAAUAGCCCUCAGAAGCCAGCCUCUCUGCACAAGAGCCUAUAAAAAAGAAACAAAUCAGACCAUCCACACCAACUGCACUGAUGGGAGAAUAACCUGGGCCUCCAGACCUGACCUGAGUCCUCACCUUCAGAUUAAUGCAGUGGCUGUCUCUCAUGAUGGAAUGUACACCUGUGAAAUAGUAACAUCUAACGGGAAUUUCCACAAUGUGUAUCACCUCCAAGUGCUAGUGCCCCCUGAAGCAAACAUCUUUCUCAGAGAGAAUAAAGAUUUGGUGGUGUGCGAGGCAGUUGCAGGCAAGCCGGCUGCCCAGAUCUCCUGGAUGCCCGAGGGGCACUGUGUGACUAAGGAAGAGGAGAACAGCAAUGGCACCGUGACGGUCAGAAGUACCUGCAGCUAUUCAGACAGCAACGUGUCCUCUGUGACCUGCUUGGUCUCCCAUUUGACAGGCAACAGGAGUCUUCCCCAAGUUUUGGCUUCUGGUACCUCAAAAUCAAAUGACUUAUAUAUUAAAUGCAUAAUUCCUCCCAUUAUUAUUAUUUUGAUCAUCGUGGGAUCAGUUUGGCUUUUGAAAAUCAGGGCCUUCAGGAAAUGCAAGCUUAAAAAACCAGCAGCUACUCCUGUUAUUGAAGAGGAUGAAAUGCAGCCCUAUGCUUUUUACACAACAAAGAACAACCCACUCUACGAAGCUGCAAACAAGGUUCAUGUGUUUCAAGUAUCACAAAGUGGAGUUGGUGGCCUGGACUUCCAUAUUUGAUAAGUUAUUAGAAUCUAGCACCAGGAAAAAUUAAUCAAGAUACAUU